Molecule: messenger RNA, 4401 nt
Organism: Bombyx mori (domestic silkworm)
Lineage: Eukaryota; Metazoa; Arthropoda; Insecta; Lepidoptera; Bombycidae
Exons: 1
Coding region: 10-1263 (417 amino acids)
Source: RefSeq, a predicted model, not a curated record
GAAAUAUUGAUGAUUUCAAUGUCAAUACUACAAAGCCGGCUGAGCCCGCAGAUAGAUAACUAUCAGCCAGUAGAACAAGCAGGGUUUCGUUCUGGAUUUUCUACAACGGAUCAUAUUCAAGUUUUACAACAAGUAAUGGAGAAAUACAAGGAAUUCAACAAGCCACUUUACAUUGCUUUCAUUGACUACGUCAAAGCGUUUGAUACGAUCUCUCAUGAUGCUAUUUGGGAAGCGCUGAAUAAAUGCUACAUAAACGAAAACUAUGUAAGAGUACUGAAAGACAUUUACGAAGGUAGCGUAAGCCAAGUCAAACUGGAGACGCGAGGUCCUGAUAUACCGAUCCGUAGAGGCGUAAGACAAGGAGACCCUCUCUCACCUAAGCUGUUCAUAAUGGUACUACAACACGUUUUUGAUAAUCUUAACUGGCAGGCGGAAGGGAUUAGAAUUAACAAAGAUCGGCUUACACACCUCAGAUUCGCAGACGAUAUUGUCUUAUUUUCUGAAACAAGCAAAGGAUUAGAAAGAAUGAUAACAAGUUUAAAUGAAGAAAGCGAAAAGGUGGGCCUCAAAAUGAACGAAAAUAAAACAAAAAUAGUUACUAAUGAUUACAUUAACGCCAUAUACUUGAAAGGAAAGCCGCUUGAAUAUGUGAGCAAUUACAUAUACCUGGGAAAACAACUAUCAUUCGAUGACAAAAAUGAAGAACUAGAGGUGGAGCGGCGUAUCAACAUGAGUUGGAAAAAGUUUUGGUCCCUGAAGGAAAUCUUGAAAGGGGAAUUCCCCCUUUACCUAAAGAAAAUUGUGUUGGAUAUCUGUGUCCUACCUACUCUUACAUACGGAUGCCAAACGUGGACAUUCAGCACCAAAACAAAAAAUAAACUAAUAACAUGUCAAAAAGCAAUGGAAAGAAGCGUACUGAAAAUAAGAAAAAUACAAAAAGUAAAAAGCGAAAAAAUUAGACAAAAAACUAAAGUUAUAGAUGCCUUACAAUAUGCUUUAAAACAGAAAUGGCAGUGGGCAGGACAUAUAGCAAGACGCACAGACAAAAGAUGGACAUUACAGACAACUAUGUGGAAAGGACCAAAAGGAAAAAGAAGAAGAGGGCGCCCUAGAAAAAGAUGGAUAGACGAUAUAAAAGCGAUAGCAGGAAGCGAUUGGAUAAGGAAAGCCAUGGACAAAGGGAUUUGGAAGAAGCUGAAGGAGGCCUUUACCCGAGAAGGGGUUCCGAUCAUUGAUACAGGAGAAAGCAACGUUAGCGAAUAAAAGAAAAUUAAAGAAAUUCUACCCUAGUAUAUUUAGAUAUUAAAUCGCAUGUAAUAUAUUAUCAUUAUGGAUUGGAAAUAAACAGGCUUUAUUAUUAUUAUUAUUAUUGAUGAUUUUAGAUCAAUCUCAUUUUUAUAAUUUUACUACUGUAAUCGGGUUUUGUAAAUUGUAGAAAACAAUCUGAAAUAUUGUGAAAACUACCGUCUAUUAUUCUAAAAAAAAAACCUCCACUUUACGUCCUAAUUUUAUAAAAAUGUAUGAAGUGAAACGUAUCAUUGGAUAACCCCUAACCCCUUGAACGUCUGUGACCAGGAAACCUAAUAAAGUAUUCGAAAUGUUGAAUAUAAUAUAAUUAUAAAAAAACUCCAGGUUAAACCGUAAAAGUAAUUUUAAUUAUAAUACAUAAUAUGUUUAACUCUUAUUUAAGUUCUUCAAAGGUCCAAUGUUGACACAUACAAUAUUUAUUUACCAAUCAUUGAACAAUAUAAUGUAAUGUAACACGAAUAAAAUCGGCACACGGGCGGGGUCAACGAACUCGCGUGGCGCGGAGCAGAUACCUUCGCACUACACGUCUGGUUCUCAAAUUGUAACUUACUAAAACGUUUGUAACGUUUACCGCCAAGACUAAAGCUUCCAAUACGCGCUUACAAAUAGUCAUGACUUUAGGAUCGACUCAGAUUUUUUUUAAAUCAGUGAUGUUAAUUGGCAAGAAUUUUGCCGUUAUUUCUACUGGAAUAGUCUACAGACGCUGCAUUAUCUAUGAUGGCGAACUAUUUUAUGUGUUUUUUAUUAUGUCUGUUGUGUAUACUUAUGUGUAUUUAUAUAGUAUAAUAUAUACAUACAAUAAAACAUAUAAUAAUUAUGACUUUUAGUAAUAAUAAACAAAUGACGUACAGUCAUCUGGCCCAAUUUAGGAUUCCCUGUGUUAUGGGUACCAGAGACUGAUAAACAUACUUAAACAGUUUGAAUAUAUACAUAUAUAGAUAAUAGACACCCAUGCAAAGAACAAACGAACCUGUUUAUCACACAAUGCUUGCCCAAUGUGGGAAUCCAACCCAAGUCCUACGGCGCAAUAGUCAGGGGCGCUAUCUACUGCACCACCGAGUCGGUCAAGUAGAGUUAUUCGUCAAGUCAAUUCAAGUUAUUGGGAUAAAGAGAAAAAAUACAAAAUAGAGCGCAAUAACGUAUAUGUUUUAUGUUAAUGGCUAUUAUAUUAUUGGGAACUACCGCCCAACAACGACAACAACAAUAUCUUAAUUACUACACACACACAUUGAUGCCUUUUUUAUUGCCAAGCUGUCUUAAUUUUAUGAUAACAAAUACUCAAAACCCUAGGAUUCAGUGGUUAUAGUGUUGAUUGCGGUAACUCUCCGUGCCCCAUCCAGUUUAUGACCCGGGGGGAUCGGACGCUUAGGCGAAAGUGCAGGGUAGUCGGGUAGGGUUCUAAAUUCCAUCCCAUCAACAUCUGCGGACCGUUCAGGCCCACAUACCCGUGCGCCCCCUAGACGCGGGGACCUCGCAGGAGAUACGGCCCCAGGCCCGAAAAAAAAACACUCAGUAUCAGCUCAGCUACCUCCGUUUGCGUUUUUAUUUAUUUACGUGUAGUCUGAUAAGAAAAACAAUAAACGAUACUCUUAUUAAAAUUACGAUUUGACCUCGCGUUUGUCACGUCCGUUGUUCCCCACGACACGGCAGUCCGUCGUGACGUCGACAACUAAAGCAUUCGAUUCAUAGAUCAUUGUAAAUCGAAUAUUAAAAAAGCGACAUUAAAACGAAUAUGUAAAUUUAAUCGCAUCAUAAAACACAGCGAUAGCUCUAUCUCACGUGUCAAGUUGAUACGACCGUUAUCAGUGAGCUUAUUAAAUGUUUUUGUACAUUUAUCGUCUGUGUAUACUCGGUUAUCUGUUCGUUUGUUGAAUGUCAGUUGUGAACUGUGAAUUCUAUCGAGGUUUAGUGAAGAAAAAACCCAGAGAAAAUGCACUAUGACCUGAUCAUUGUGGGCAGCGGAUCCGUUGGUUCGUCUGCCGGCUAUUACGCCUCCAGAUCUGGGUUGAAGGUGCUGAUGCUGGACGAGCACACGCCUCCGCACAGCUCUGGGAGCCACCACGGAGCGACCAGGCUGGUGCGGUGCGCUUACGGCGAAGGCACCAGAUACAUUCCGCUCUUGAUACGAGCCAGAGAACUCUGGAAGGAGCUGAAUGAAUUGACAAAGACAAACAUUUACGAGAAGUGUGGAGUUUUGAACACGGGUCUAGGGGAUUCGAGUUUUAUUGAUAACGCUCGCAGAAGCGCUGAGAUCUACGGAUUGGAGAUUGAGAAUAUGACGGCUGAGGAUAUAAAGAAACGUUGGAACGGCAUUCAGGUUCCCGGGGAUUACGUCGGGGUCUUUGAGCCGGACGCGGGAUUCUUGAGAUCGGAGUUAGCUGUAAAUGCUUACGUCAAGCUAUCAAAGGAAGCUGGGGCUCAUCAAAUAUUCGACUGCAAAGUCUCGUCCGUGACACCGACUGAAAAUGAAGUUGUUGUCGAAACUGAAAAAGGCAUUUUCAAGGGUCGUAAGGCACUUGUCUCGGCAGGAACGUGGGUUAAGGACUUACUACCCAAUCUGCCUAUAUCGCCUGUGAGAAAAGUUUUGACGUGGUACGCUUCGGACCCGUGUUACAAAAAUAUACCAGGUUUUUUGGUAAACUUGGAGCAGGAUUUCUUUUACGGUUUCCCGGCAGAUGAAAACGGCUUUAAAAUUGCGAAGCACAGCGGAGGUCAAAAUAUCAGUUCGAGGGACGAAUUGACCCCAUUUGGGAGUCGCGAAGGAGACAGAACUGAGACGCUGAAUUUUAUAACGAACUUCUUGCCGAACACUGGCGGGAUUUUGGAGGGCAAGACUUGCAGCUACGACAUGAGUCCGGACGAAGACUUCAUCAUCGACACCCUGCCUGGUUCGGAGAACGUUAUGCUAGUGACCGGUCUGAGCGGCCACGGUUUUAAAUUUACAAGUGUGCUCGGCGAAAUCGCUGCGUUCUUUGCUGGGGACAAAAAACCGGGUUUUGAUAUCAGACCGUUUGCGUUGAAUAGAUUUAAUCAUAUGUAAAUUUUGUUUGGCGUGGUUUAAUGAAUGAUAAUAAUAAGAUUACGUUUUGUCAA